AUGGAUCCCGCGGCAGGAGGCGCCGGCCAGCAGCGCCAGAACAAAGCUUCGGCGGGCAAGAAGGCAAAGAAGGGCGGCGGCGGCGGCGGCGGCGGGAGAUGGCCGGCGGUCAAGCCCAAGAAGGAUCUCCAGAUUAAUCGCCUCAAGGGCACCCACCUCCUCACCAUUCCAGACUUCUUCACUUCCGCCGAGGCCAAGACUUUCAUUGAUGUUGCUGAGUCUAUGGGCUUCACACACCAGGGCAGUUUGGGGCCACUAAAGGGGGAGGCUUACAGAGACAACGAUCGGAUAUCUGUGACGGAUCCAUUGCUUGCUCAAGCCAUUUGGGAAUCAGGAAUAAACAGAAUUUUUACAGACAUCAGCGUCUCUGGCAAAGUAGCAACAGGAUUGAAUCCAAAUAUCAGGUUCUACAGGUACACUGAAGGUCAGCGAUUUGGUCGGCAUAUCGAUGAGAGUGUCGACCUUGGGGAUGGUUCUAAAACGUAUUAUACACUUUUAAUUUACCUUUCUGGCAAAGGAAGUGCAAAGGAUUCAUCUGCACAAGCUCUUGUGGGAGGGGAGACUGUCUUUUAUGAUCAAAGAGGUGGAGUUGUUGCUGAGGUUGCUCCAGUGCAAGGAAUGGCACUCCUCCACCUACAUGGUGCCAAAUGUAUGCUGCAUGAAGCUCGGGUUGUGAAAAAGAAUGCCAAGUAUGUACUCCGUUCAGAUGUUGUAUUUUCUUAG
Messenger RNA from Miscanthus lutarioriparius, 723 nucleotides. The record is from the annotation of a GenBank genome assembly. NCBI's taxonomy places the organism in Eukaryota, Viridiplantae, Streptophyta, Magnoliopsida, Poales, Poaceae.